AUGAACUCCACUGAAGUAGAAUUUUUUCUUUCUUUCUUUUAUCUUUACCAUUUUUUCUUUCUUUAUUUAUUUAUUACUAUAGUUGCAUCUUCUUUUUUAUAUUUUCAUUCCUUACUCAUUUGCUACCAUCAUAUCUUUAUCUUUUUUCUUUUCUUUUUCUUCUUUCUUUAUUUUUUCUUUCUUUCUCCUUUUUUUAUAUUGUCAGCCUUUACUGAUUCACUUCCAUCAUAUCUUUUUUUCUUUCUUUCUCCUUUUUAUAUUGUCAGUUUUUACUCAUUUGCUUUCAUCAUAUCUUUUUCUUUCUUUCUUUCUUUCUUUCUUUCUUUCUCCUUUUUAUAUUGUCAGUUUUUACUCAUUUGCUUCCAUCAAAUCCCUCUUUCUUUCUUCUUUUUAUAUUGUCAAUCCUUACUCAUUCGCAUCCAUCAUGUCCCUCUUUCUUUCUUUCUUUCUUUCUUUCUUUCUUUCUUUCUUUCUUUCUUUCUUUCUUUCUAA
Messenger RNA from Acanthosepion pharaonis, 492 nucleotides. The record is from the annotation of a GenBank genome assembly. NCBI's taxonomy places the organism in Eukaryota, Metazoa, Mollusca, Cephalopoda, Sepiida, Sepiidae.